Molecule: messenger RNA, 1815 nt
Organism: Gregarina niphandrodes
Lineage: Eukaryota; Apicomplexa; Conoidasida; Eugregarinorida; Gregarinidae
Exons: 4
Coding region: 1-1815 (604 amino acids)
Source: RefSeq, a predicted model, not a curated record
AUGAUUGAUGAAAUUAAAGCUUUAAGUGUCUGGCAUGAGCCUCUAUUGGACAAGACGGAAGAGGAGUUGGAGGAAAUGUUGGAGACACUUGAGCAGCAGUUGAAAGCAAAACAAGAGAAUAUCCAGACGCAGCUAGCAAGGAAGAUCAACGUUCUUGAUGAGAAAUCCCAGAAGGACUGUGGAGUAUUUCAAGAAUUGGUCCACACCAAAAUUUAUCCUUACGUAGCCGGACAUCUGGUUUGCAACGAACUGCAAGAGUACAUGGACUGCUGUAUCAAAAUCGAGCUGGGAGAAAAGACGGAAGAUAUUAUAAAACUAGUUGCCACUUCCGAGCAACAGAUCAAGUGCCGAUCGUAUCAAGAGGCUUUAAUUACUAUGAAGGAAGUUUUGGCGGCCGUGACAGAAAUCAAGUCCUUGCCCGGCUUUCAAAAUUGUAUUCGGGAGUACGUGACAGCAUUGGUCGAGUCGUGUAAGCUGCUCAUUAGUCAGGACGUGAUGGCGAGUCAGCAGAAUUUCCACACUUGUGUGUCCCUGUUACAAGUCGACCGGGAGUUGGACGAGAUCAGCGGCAAAGGUGUCAACGAAGAGCAGUUCAUGGCGGUGGCUCACUCGGUCUGGUUCAAAUUGGACAAGUGGAAGACUGCGUCUCCUCCCAACGUUAAAUGGUUGGAUACGGAAGCGUGCAAUACGGGUGCGGCUAUAUACAGAUGUUGGGAGGCGUAUGUGAACUUGCAACAAGGGGCUGGGACGGAGACGGCUGGAGCAGGGGCCGAGAUGGCAGGGGCCGAGAUGGCAGGGGCCGAGAAGCCAGGGGCGGGGUCUGAGACAGUUGGGGAUGGGACCGAGAUGGCAGGGGCAGAGAAGACGGGGGCGGGGUCUGAGACGGGGGAGAGGGAAGUGACGCGUGAAGUGGGGGAGUUGUUGGUUGUGUUCGGGUUGAAGGAGUUAUUUGUUCGUUACUUUUCGUAUCGUGAUCGAAGUUUGGAGUGGACGCAGAGGGCUCGUCAGUUUGUUGUGGGGGUGAUGGGGAUGGCUGCGCCAGCGGCGUCGGGAGAUUGGAGACAGUUGGUAUUGCGUGGUGUAGCUGCGGCUUGGACGGACUGCGUCAGUCAGGAUGAGUUGUUGGCUAUGGCGCGACAUGACGGAGAGCUGGCGGCCGCCGGCGUCCGGAAACAACGGGGCGAGGUCGUCCCGGUGGGUGGUCAGGUGGUGGACGUCCUCGCUACUCGAGCCGUCGCCCUUACACAAGAAGUCAUCGACCGAGUGCUCGUCCUCCUCCCGGACCCGGUCGCCCGCGAACAAUACUUAGACGUCGUCCUCAAACAAGGCAUCGUCGAAACCACCGCAAAUGAACUUAAAACGCAAUGGAACGCAAUGACCGACGCCUUCGAACCCGUCUCCUUGUCGACUUCCAUUGUGCUGCUCAACUCCAUCGCCUACGUGUACACGGCUAUAUCCGAUUUCAAACCCAUCGUAACCGAUAAUAUGUUACAGCCUUUGCAUACAGUUUUGCAACGAGUUGUAUACCUGUUCGGCACUUCUGUCACUGACGAGAUUCGGCCGUAUGACCUUAAUUACGUGCCGGAUAGUGUACAAAACGCGAUUGACAAGUCCUUUUUGCCCCGGGUGCAAAAUGAAGUGUUUCUGGAGGGCAUCAGUCUUAUUCUCCAAGUGAUUGCGAAGGAGUUAAUGGAUAUGGUUACAGUGGAUACCGCACACUCAAAUUUGGCUGCCGUACAAGCUUAUAUACACAAAAGUAUACCACCUACCAAACGAGAUAUAGCCCUACAGUUAACUCUUCAGGUACGUUUAUGA